Messenger RNA from Galendromus occidentalis (western predatory mite), 1244 nucleotides. RefSeq names its product adenosine deaminase-like protein. NCBI's taxonomy places the organism in Eukaryota, Metazoa, Arthropoda, Arachnida, Mesostigmata, Phytoseiidae. Gene Ontology annotation, cellular component: cytosol; external side of plasma membrane. Bases 118 to 1176 code for a protein of 352 amino acids. The transcript is spliced from 5 exons. The record is from RefSeq and is a predicted model, not a curated record. Gene Ontology annotation, molecular function: adenosine deaminase activity. Gene Ontology annotation, biological process: inosine biosynthetic process; hypoxanthine salvage; adenosine catabolic process.
AUCUCCACCACAACAAGGGCCACAGCGCCGCGUUCCAAACAUCGAGUUUCUCGCCCGCCGUUUGAGCCGCGUGCUUCUCGAUCUACAAACUGUGCAAUUUCGUUCUAGACACCGACAAUGAGCUUCAUCAGGGAAGCGGACGAUUCGAAGAGACCACUCUCAAGGGUGGAGCUGCACCUCCAUCUGGAUGGUUCCAUCCGAUACAGCACAAUAUGGGAGUACGCGACGAAGCGGAAAGCCGAUAUCGGUGUCAAGUCGGCAGACGGCGUACGUCGAUGGCUCCAGAAAACAACCUCCACAACUCUAGCGGACUUCUUGAAAGAUUUCCGUACAGUUUCGGCCCUCUUCGCCGACGAUCCCGAGGCCUGGACCCGUAUCGCCUACGAGCUCUGUGAGGAUCAGGCCCGGGACGGAGUCGCCUAUUUCGAAGUCCGUCAUGGUCCACAGCUGUUGCUCAGUGCGAGUUCACGGUAUUCGGGCAGCGAUGUCGUUCAAGCCGUUCAGAAAGGCUUGGACGAAGGCAAACAACAGUUCGGAGUAAACUCGAGGCAGAUCUUGACCUGCGUGCUCGAAAACGACGACUGGGCCAGGGAAAUCGUUCAGUUGUGCCAGAAGUACAGAGACAUUGUAGGAGGGAUCGACAUUGCCAAGAAUGAAACCAUCCACGCCGGUUUUACAAAGACAGAAAUUGAAGUUUAUCACUUGGCGGAAAGAGAAGGCAUCAAUAGAACUGCCCACGCGGGGGAAUCGGGACCUUGGAACUCGGUUCAGGCGGUGAUGGACACUCUGCAUUGUACACGGGUCGGACAUGGUUAUCGGGUCUUCGAAGAUCCGUCUGGCAACUGUUACAACCAGGCUCGAAAGCAGAAUCUGCAUUUCGAAGUGUGUCCCAUUUCGUCCGUCUUGACAGGUGGUUGUCCGCCUUGGGCAUCGAAACACGCUGUCGUGCAUUUCGCCGAAGAUAACGCCAACUUUUCCAUCAGCAAAGACGAUACUACAAUAACCGGAAGCACUCUCGACGACGAGUACAAGUUCCUGCAGUCGUUGGGAUUAACCGAGGCUCACAUCGUUCGUGCCAACUUUAACGCGGCGCGCAGCUGUUUCCUGCCCGUACAAGAGAAGAAGGAGCUGAUUCAUCAUCUUCAGCGGACCUAUGGAAUACAGAGUGGAGAUUAACUCCCGGCUCAAUUGAAACGACCCUCCGAUUUCGGGGGAUGUCCGCGGACAAACGGCUCGAAAUAAAA